Anguilla anguilla (European eel) is the source of this 2677-nucleotide messenger RNA. Its product is annotated as zinc finger BED domain-containing protein 5. NCBI's taxonomy places the organism in Eukaryota, Metazoa, Chordata, Actinopteri, Anguilliformes, Anguillidae. The record is from RefSeq and is a predicted model, not a curated record. Bases 1340 to 2371 code for a protein of 343 amino acids. The transcript has a single exon.
AACCCGGCUAUAGAGGGGGAGCCCAUCCUCCACUGGCCAGCCUGGUGUAAGUAGUAGACAGUAAACAAAAUGGGUUGAACAGGUUACAGCUGAGGUGAAAGCUAACAGGAAUAGUAGAAGACCAAAUGGUAUAGUUAGAAUAGUGCAGUUUAGAGGAGCCAGAUGAUGGAUCUGGAGCUCCAGACAGCAUCAAGGCAUGGGCAUGCUAAGCUACCUAGUGUGUCAACUCCAUAGGGCCAGUUUGACACUUGAGGCUGAGCUAACUGGUGUGUCUGCUUCGUUGAUGCGUGCUUGACACUUAAUGCUAAGUUACCCAGUGUCAACUCCAUAGGGCCAGCUUGACACUUAAAUGAAUUCUGUGAAAACCACUCUCAGACCUCUAUAUAAUUUGUAAGCAAACAUUGAAAGUUUUAGACAAGCAAACAUCAAAUUAUCAUUACUGUAAUAUAAUCAAAAAGGACAACCUCCUAACUUUUGAUUACUUUGUGAACCAUGCCUAUCUCCGAAAUAUUUUUUUUAAAUGAAAUAAAAUUAAUUUAAAAACAUAUAAUGCUAUCAAAAUACUAUUACAAAUGAAAAUACCUUAACCAUGAGAUUAUUGAAAUAGGCAAAACUUAUUUUAAAUCCCUUCCUGUAAUAUUUUUUUUCAAUAUCAGCCUGUAGUCGGGUAGUAGCGCGCGCAAACAUCCACGAUUAGUAGGCCUAACUGUUCCAAGCUAAACUGUGAUGCCAAGAUAUUAAGCGGAGGUAGCUAAAAUGAUGAAUGGUUCAAAAGCACUGCAAUCGUGGCUCCAAAUGGGAACUAUUAGGAAAAGGAGUGCGGAUCAGGAGGAGAAUAUUUCGAGCAGCCCUGUAGAAACUGAAGUGGACGACAGUGAACCAAGCACAAGUGCUAGUGGCUACUUCAGCAGCGCCAGUGAAGUCUCCACAGCACCUGCUAGUAGCAAACGGCACAAAACAGUAAGGAAAUAUGACUCUAGUUAUGUCAAAUUUGGAUUCAGCUGGAGUGGGAUGGAGGAAGAGCCCAGGCCGCAGUGUGUGGUACGUGGUGAUGUUCUUACCACUGAAUGCAUGAAACCAUCGCAUCUCAAACGGCAUCUUACAACCAAACACGCAAUGCUGAAAGACAAACCAGUUGAUUUUUUUCUAAGAAAACGUGACAAACUGAAGCAGUCCAAGUCCAUGAUUCAAUCCUGUGUUUCACCCGUAGCCAAAGCACAGGAAGCUUCAUAUCGUGCCAGCCUACGCAUAGCGAAAACCGGUAAGCCACACACAAUUGGCGAACAACUGUGUGUACCAUUAGCCAAAGAGAUGACACGCAUCAUUUGUGGGGAGAAGGAUGCCAAACUUGGUGUCACUUUCAAACGACACUGUGCCACUGAUUGAGCACAUUAAAAGUAGUGGCUAUUAUUCCAUCCAGCUAGACAAGACUACUGAUGUUGCAGAUUUUGCCAGUUUGCUUGUUUAUGUCAGAUAUGAAUAUGAUGGUGCAGCUCCGGAGGACUUUCUGUUCUGUCAAUCACUGCAGACCAGAACUACAGCCGAGCACAUAUUUCAGCUCCUGAACGCGUUUGUCCAAGAGAAUGGGCUCGAUUGGAAAAAGUGUGUUGGAGUCUGCACGGACGGCGCCAGGGCUAUGACAGGUCGCCACAGCGGAGUAGCAGCUCAAAUUCGUGAGUUGGCACUCGAGAUGCAAUGGACUCAAUGCAGCAUCCAUCCCGAGGCCCUGGCGGUGAAGAAGGUGCCCGAAGAAUUGAAGUAUGUGCUGGACUCGGCUGUGAAUGCUGUGAACUUCAUUAAGGCCCAACCGAUGCAUUCUCGCCUAUUCCAUGUGCUCUGCGAUGAGAUGGGCAGCGGGCAUGUCCAACUCUUGCUUCAUACGGAAGUAAGGUGGCUAUCAAGAGGGAAGGUGCUUUUGAGGCUUUUCGAAUUGCACAGAGAGGUCCAGAUGUUCUUAAAGGACAAAAUCUUCCCCUUAUCAGAUGUUUUCAAAGAUACUGUGUGGCUCAGUCAACUGGCAUACUUGUCGGACAUUUUCUCUCAUUUAAAUGAACUUAAUAUGGGACAACAGGGACUCUACAUCAAUGUUUUUGAUGUGCAGGACAAAAUCAACGCAAUGCUGAAAAAGUAUGAAAAAGAAAUCAAAGUCAAGGCAGGUGAUGUUUCAGCUUUUCCCGCUUUGGAAAGUUUUCUGUCUGACAACGACCUCACCCUUGAUGAUGGAGUCAGGGAUAACAUCGUUGCGCAUCUCGUCUCGCUCAGACAACAGUUCCGCGAAUAUUUCCCAGCGACGGCCAAAGCGAACAACUGGAUGAGAUCGAAAGCUCUGAAAUGCCCAAGGACUUCACUGUUGGUGAGCAAGAGAGUUUAAUAGAAUUGUCUUGAGACAAAACAUUGAAGUCUGCUUUCAGAAUUCAGUCUUUGUUGGACUUUUGGAUACAGCAACACAGCAAAUACCCUGCGCAUUCGGACAAGGCCGUGCGCUUUCUCCUUCCUUUUGUGACCACAUAUCUGUGCGAGAAAGGCUUCUCUUCACUUGCCUUCAUAAAAACGAAAUACAGAAGCAGAAUGGAUGCUGAGCCAAACCGGAAGUACAGUUGUUAUUCUUAAUGUUCUCACUUGCUCUGUGUGUGUGUGUGUGUGUGUGUGUGUGUUUGAAUUAAAUACUGUUGUUAUU